UCCGCCAUUGUUGGAGUAGCUUGCCAUGUGAUUAAUGAAGGUGUAAAGAGAAAAGGACUUUACGUCCUCAAAAGACGCCAACUACUGCCGAGAACUUGCUUUAAUUACCAUGCUUAUAUGCUCCAGAAAAUCUAGUCUUAAUACUGCUUAGAAAUAUCAGAGAAAAAUUGGUGAAAAUGGCGAAAAGAAAGCGUGAAAGUCAAGGGUCGAGUGCUGAAGUUGAUUCUGGCGCGAAAAAACCUGAUGAAAACCCUGAACAAGAAAGCAGUGCUUCUGCCGUUGGAAGAGAGAGAAAACGAAGGAAAUUAUCUUCUACAAAGAGUAGUGAUCCGGCUGACAUUUGUGCCGAGCUGUAUGAUGUAAUACGCAAUUACAGGACAGAUGAUGGCAAGGUCUUGUGUGAGUCAUUAAUCAGGGUGCCAAAGAGAAGGAGCAGUCCAGAGUAUUAUGAGGUUAUAUCAAGCCCCAUUGAUUUGUUAAAGAUACAGCAAAGGCUAAAAACAGAUGAAUAUGAAGACAUAGAGACAUUCAGCCAAGAUGUUGAGCUUCUACUGGAGAAUGCUAUGAGAUUCUACAAACCAGAUUCACAGGAAUAUAAGGAUGCGGAGGAACUCAAAAAUGUUUUCAAUGAGAAAAAGGAAAUACUUUUGAGUACAAAAGAUGAAGCUGAGUCAGAUAAUGCCAUUGAGGAGGAAGAGGAUGGCGAUGAAGAUAAAGGUAGUGAUUCUGGGUCAGUGGACAAGGACAAAUCUGAAAAGAAAUGGAAGCCAGGAAAUAAGCAAGCCAAGAAAACAUCAGGGGAUGAUGAUGAUAUUGAGUCAUCRUCAACAGAAGGUGAUUUAUCCAGUGCCAACAAGCAGUUCUUUGAAGAUAUGGUGGGUGCUGUUCUUGAACAAAAGGAUAGUCAUGGACGGAUUAUCUGUGAGCUCUUUAAACGACUUCCCCCAAAGGAUCUUUAUCCAGAGUAUUAUGAAGUCAUCAAUGAACCAAUUGAUUUAAAGUCUAUCUGCUCAAGAGUUAGGAGUAAUUACUACACUGCUGUAGAUGACUUGGAAAAGGACUUGCUGUUGAUGGUUAAAAAUGCACAUACUUUUAAUGAACCAGGAUCACAAGUCUACAAGGAUGCUUCAACGAUCAAGAAACUGAUCCAAACUAAAAAGGCAGAAAUAGACCACACCGUGAUGGGUGCAAAAUCAAGCUCCAGGCUCAAAGCAAGGCGUAGCACAGGUCAAUUUAGCUCAGCAGUUUCUGCUCUACUGGAAGAGGAAGAUGACCAAGCCAUGUACCAAGUUGACCCAUCAAGAGAGGAACAGCCCUAUGGUUAUGAGGACACUUCUAAUCAAGGUGAUGAGGAUACGGGUGGUGAUGAUGAUUUGGACAAUCCACUGAUGAUGCUGUUUAAUGAGGUGUACAAAUUUACUGAUGUUACUGGAAGACCUCUGAUUGAACCUUUCCUUAGACUACCAUCACGCAGAGCAUAUCCUGAUUACUAUGAAGUUAUCAAGAAGCCAAUAGCCAUGAUGAAAAUCAGAUCACAGAUCAAGAGUGGUCUUUAUGAAACUGUAGAGGCACUUCAAGAUGACAUAGAACUGUGCUUCACUAAUGCACAGACAUACAAUGAACCUAACUCUAUGCUAUACAAGGAUGCAGAGAGAAUGCUUGAACAGGCUAGAAAGAAAAAAGUGGAAAUCCUAAAGAUGAUUGAGGAAAAAGGAAUCAAUCUGGAAGAUUUUCUUAAGAAAAAGAAGAAAUUCAAGAAGUCGAUAGACCCAUCUGAAAGCCAGCCCGUGGAAGAGGUCCCUGAGAUAGAACAACCUGUAGUACCUGAAAUAAAACAAAUGAAAGAAAUGAAGAAGAAAAAGAAAGUUACUGCUGAUGGGAAGGAAAAACUGAAGAAGAAGAAAGGAGAGGAAGUGGAUCCACUUGUGUUGAAGAAGAGAAUGAGACAAUUGUCUAAGGCUGUUACCAAUUACCAGGAUGAAAGUGGACGGUACCUUUCUACAAUCUUUAUGGACUUGCCCUCAUCUGAGGAAUAUCCAGAUUACUACAAAGUCAUAUCCGAACCUGUGUGCCUGAGUCAAAUAGAAGUCAAUAUAAGGGAUAAUAAGUAUUCAUCAGAAGAAGAAUUGUUACUUGACUUUGAAGUAAUGUUUGAUAAUGCCAGGUACUACAACGAAGAAGACUCCCAAGUAUAUCAGGACGCCUGUGUGUUAGAGAAAGUACUGAAAAAGAAAAGAAAAGCUCUAGGACCAAUACAUCCUGUGGCUCCAGAACCAAUAACAUCUUCUCAUUCUCCGGCUGGAGGCAAAGUGUCAACCCCAACAAAAUCUGGCAGAAUUUCGACCUCGCCAGGAGCUGCAAGAAAGUAUUACCAAGUGCCGUCUGCAACAAAUGAACUAAAGGAGCUGUGCAAAGAGCUCAUGGUCGCUGUCAAAGACUGUACAGAUAUGAGUGGUCGACAGUUAUGUCUCAUCUUCCAAAAGCUGCCUUCAAGAGUUGAAUAUCCAGACUACUAUACCCUAAUCAAGAAGCCAAUAGACAUGGCCAAGAUCCAAUCCAAGUUAAAUGCAGAUCAGUAUCAGACAUUAGAUGACUUUAUGGCUGACUUCCAUCUGAUGUUUGAUAAUGCCUGUAGAUACAAUGAGCCUGACUCACAGGUCUAUAAGGAUGCUCUUAGUCUACUUAGAGCACUGUUAAGAAAGAAAGCAGAGUUAGUAGGUGAUGAGAAUAAGAUCCCUGAUGUCCCUAUGUUGGUCCACAAGGUUUUGAUUUCUCUCUAUGAGGCUACUAUGCAGCAUGUCGAUGCUGAAGGAAGGUGCUUCAGUGACUCCCUAGUGGAGGUGUCAGUAAAACGGGCUGGAUUUAAGCUUACCCUGGAAAUCAUAGGGGAAAACCUCAGAAAAGGGUUUUACAAAAGACUAGACAAGCUUCAAGAAGAUAUAUUUGCUAUCUUUGAGAAAGUAAGAAAGAAUAGCAGAUCAGACUGUGAGAUGUAUGACGAUGCUGUUGAACUCCAAGUUUUCUUUGUUACACUUCGGGACAAGAUGUGCAAGGAUGGUGAAAGAUUCAUUUCUCCAGCUCUUCUUGUCACAAGGCGUCACCUUGUCCAGGAGCUUGACGAGGAGAGAAAAAAGAAAGCAGAGAUYGAUGCGCAGGAAGAUGAGAAAUUGAAAGCUCAGGAGAAGAAGGAUGACAAAGAAAUGGGAAUGGAAUCUACUGCUGAAUCUGGUGUGAAAGAACUGUUUUUGGGUGAAACACAGUACUCUGUGGGGGAUUUUGUUUAUGUUGAACCAAGAGAAGAGAAACUCCAUCCUCAUGUGGUCCAGAUUGAGAAGCUUUGGACAGACACAACUGGAGAAAAGUGGUUGUACGGUAACUGGUAUUACCAUCCAGAAGAAACAUUCCAUUUGGCAACUAGAAAAUUCCUGGAAAAGGAAGUAUUCAAAAGUGAUUAUUACUCACCGUCAAAGCUGAACAAAGUACUUGGCAAGUGCCAUGUCAUGAUGGUCAAGGACUAUUUGAAACAGAAACCAAAGAAUUUCAAAGAUGAGGAUGUUUAUGUCUGUGAAUCAAGAUACUCUGUAAGAACUAAAGCCUUCAAGAAGAUCAAGGUGUGGCCAACACAUGGUAGUCAGGUAAGCAUGGUGGCUAGAGAAACUCCACUCAUCCCAAAGAGGGUGCCAUCUGUUUUUGCAUCUAAAGAACAGAAGCUAGCAGAAGCUAUGGAUACUGAUGAGAGUGAUGAGUUGGAAACAGACUUCAGUAAGAAUGUAGUUCUUGAGAACUAUCCCAAUGCAGAAAUGGGAUGUGUUUAUUAUGAGCAAUUCUGUCUUGGGGAUGUGUCUUAUAAAUUAGGUGACUGUGUAUACUUGAGAUCAGAUGAAGAUUAUUUGUACAUUUCAAGGAUUGACCGUCUCUGGACAGACAAAAAUGGCAACACAUGGCUUCAUGGACCAUGGUUCAUAGGCCCUGGUGAGACUCAACAUCUUCCAUCCAAGAUGUUCCAUGAACAGGAAGUCUACCUGAGCUCCUUGGAAGAGAGUUCAUCAUUCAACAACAUUGUUGGGAAGUGUAUGGUUCUCUCAAUCAGGGACUACGUUAGAUGCCGCCCAACAGAAAUACCAGAAAAAGAUAUUUAUUUGAAUGAAGCUCGUUAUGAUGAAGAGGAAGGACAGUUUCGUAAACUCAAGGGAUUAAAGAGGUACUCCCUUUCUAUCAACUGUUAUGAAGAAGAGUUCUACUACUUUGAAGAAGCUAUUUCUCCUCUAAAGGUCCCAUCACCUCUGUUGUUUGAAGACCAAGAUAUGAUGGCUGCAGGCAACCACAGCACCUCCCCUGCAGCUGCAUUGGACUCAACAGAAACUGGAAAGAGACCUAAGAAACCACGCAGUCAAUCUGCCUACCUUCUGUUUGCUUAUGAGAAGAGAUUAGCACUCAGGAAAGAACACCCUGAGUAUGUAUUUGGUGAGAUCAGCCGGGUUAUUGGAGAAGAGUGGCGUAAUGCAACUGCAGCAGUGAAGGCAGAGUAUGAAUCCAAGGCCCAGCUACAGCUAAGCCAAGUAGAUGAGAGUUCACACAGAUCACAACAGUUAUCCAGUAGUAUGUUUGUGUAUGACUGCAUGUGGCGUGGAUGUGACUAUCAGUAUGAGGAUCUUCAAGACUUGAGAGUACAUGUAUUGGACAGCUAUAACCAUCUUAAGAAAGCUGAGGAUGGUUUGUACCACUGUUUCUGGAGCACAUGUACUCGAGAACGACGAGGGCUUCGGCCAUUCAACUCUAGCRCCAAGCUUUUCCGGCAUUGCAGAGAAAUUCAUCUGAUUGGACCACCAAGGAUUGUAGCACCUCAAGAUCGCAGCAAGAACUACUUCCCAAGACACCAGGCUGCUCUUCUUGAACCAGAGGCCAACCCGUCCCCACCUCCACCAAGAAUCUCCACCCCCUCUACUCCUGUUUCCAUGGGGAUGCCRUCAGGAGGGUUGGGUGGAUCCACUAUGGGUUUGAACCAGGGUUCUUCGCAAGGCAUGCCAGCACCUAAUCAAUACAUGACAGGACGGAUAACCCCACAAGCCAUGCAGCAAGCUAUGUACAGUGGUACCAAUAACACAUCCAGUCCAUUCAACCAACAAGCUAUGCAACAAAAUACCUCCAUGAUACAAAGACAGAUGCCAAUGGGUGGCAGCGUCGGGAUGAACAUGAACUUGGCUAACCAACCAAUGGCACAGCAGCAAGGUCAAUCCCCUGGCUACCAACAGCAGUACAACCAAAACCAGCAAUUCAACUUCCAGCAACAGAUGAACCCCUUAAAUCAAAUGAGUCAGAUGACCCCAGGUCAACCACAGGUAUCCCAGAUAAACCCAUUAGCACAAAUGAACCAAAUGAGUCAAUUCCAGACCCAGCCUGUUACAAACCAACAUCAACAACAAGCUCAGCCUCAGCCUACUACUCAGCACCAGACCCCUGUGCUGCAGCCAUCAGUGCCGCAUGAGGUGCCUGUUCCUGUAUUCGUAGCUCCUCCAGCAAAGCCUCAACGUCUUCAUCACUCAGAAGCUUAUCUCAGAUACAUUGAGGGACUGCGGGAUGGUAAUCCUCACAUGAGCAACUGGAAUCAAGCCCGCAAACCAGACGCAAGUACAAUGACACCGCAGCAGAUAGCGCAACUUCCUGUACAUUGGUUAGGGAAUGGGUAUGGAGAUUAUGAGAACCCUGUAGAUGCUUUAUGGGCCCUUAAAGAACACAUGAUGAGAGAUGCACUUUCAUUAUCACGCACCGGGGAAAACUAAAUCUACAUUUUCGCACUUCAUACUAAUCCCUUUUUAGUUUUUUAAAGGCAAUGGGUAUGGAGACUAUAUGAAACCUGGUAGAUGCUUUAUGAGCCCUUAAAGAACACGAGAGAUGCACUUUCAUUAUCAAGUACCAGGGAAAGCUAAAGCAAUGUUUUCACAGUUAGUUCAUACUAAUCUUUUUUUUAGAUUUUAAGGGGGAGGAGAGUGUUCUUUUUUAGUCACACUAUGAUAUUGCGUUUUAGAUUCUUGGGUACUAAAAGAACACUUGAUAAGAGAUGCUCUUUCCUUAUCAUGCAAAGGGAAAAAUAAACCAGCAUUUUCUCAGCAGGCUCUUAUUCACCCAUACRAGCUUAAGAAGCAUGUUCUUUUAAUCGUGCUAUAGAGCAUAUUGUAGUUUGCCUCUCCACCUUAAAGGUUGGGUUCCUUUUUUAUUCGAAAAUAUCUGCUAUGAAAGACAGUUGUAUUUUGAUAAAUCUGCAGGGGCAAAAGCCUUUUAUAUAUUAUCCAUAACACAUCCAUGAAGCUAAGAAAUUUUACUGCAUGCGCAUUAUGCUUUUUUAGUUUUCAAGUUAUUUAUUGUUUUUGUUAAGUUUUGUUUGGGCAACAGUUUUUGUUCUUCUGGACCUCUGCCAUGGGACAAAGAUUUCAUUCAUAGAGGCAUACGAAGCAACUUUUGAAGCAACUUAAAAGGCUUUCACACGAUUGGAUUAUUUAUACUUUUUUGUAUUCUGAUUGGUUGAGGUGGAAGCCAUAUGAGGUCUACUGUACUGUGUAAUCAUACUAAUACUUGUACUUUGUAGUUUCUCUUUUGUAUGUUUUUUAAGCGUCAUGUUUUUAUACAUCACAUGUAGAUCCCAAGCCAUUUUGUAGUACAARCUGCUCAAAUACUCAGGACAAUUUAGGUAGAAAACACAUUUUACAAGCCCUUUUCAGCGUCCUCAUAUUGUAUAAAAGCUGUUAAGAUUUAAAAAAUGCUAUUAAAAUCUGCAUUUUUAUGAUUCAA
Actinia tenebrosa (Australian red waratah sea anemone) is the source of this 6786-nucleotide messenger RNA. Its product is annotated as protein polybromo-1. Lineage: Eukaryota; Metazoa; Cnidaria; Anthozoa; Actiniaria; Actiniidae. The record is from RefSeq and is a predicted model, not a curated record. Gene Ontology annotation, biological process: chromatin remodeling; transcription elongation by RNA polymerase II. Gene Ontology annotation, molecular function: protein binding; chromatin binding. Gene Ontology annotation, cellular component: RSC-type complex.